GCUUCAGCCGUCCCGGGAGCGCUGCGGGCUCGCGCGGCGUACCUGGCUCUUCCUUCGGGCCCCCAGGCCGCACGGGCUGAAAGGUUAAAAAUCUGUAAGAGGCUGAUUUUAGAAUUCACCAGCUCCUCAGAAGUUUGGCGAAAUAUGAGUUAUUAAGCCUACGAUCAGAUCAAGUUAGCAGCUAGACUCGUGUGACAACCUGUUUUUAAUCAGUGACUCAAAGCUGUGAUCACCCUGAUGUCACCGAAUGGCCACAGCUAGUAAAAGAUCACCAGGAGAACCCCAGUCGGACGACAUUGAAGCUAGCCGAAUGUAUAUUACUAUAAAUGGAGCAAGGGUAAAUGUAUCAAGUGAUAUAUGGCUCAUUAAAGCAAGAUUGUUUAAAUAAAUCCUCAGUUUACUCUAAAUGUUGGAAUGCCCCAGACCAGUCCUAAGGCCAUCUUUAUCCUUUCUGUCCAGGAAGCGGGCAGCUGCAAAGCAUCUAAUAGAACGCUACUACCACCAGCUAACUGAGGGCUGUGGGAAUGAGGCCUGCACGAAUGAGUUUUGUGCUUCCUGCCCAACUUUUCUUCGUAUGGAUAAUAAUGCAGCAGCUAUUAAAGCCCUCGAGCUUUAUAAGAUUAAUGCAAAACUCUGUGACCCUCAUCCCUCCAAGAAAGGAGCAAGCUCAGCUUACCUUGAGAACUCGAAAGGUGCCCCAAACAACUCUGAGAUAAAGAUGAACAAGAAGGAUGGAAAAGGAGCUAGAAUUGAUUUUAAAGAUGUGACUUAUCUUACUGAAGAGCUGGUGUAUGAAAUUCUUGAAAUAUGUAGAGAGAGAGAGGAUUAUUCCCCUUUAAUCCGUGUUAUUGGAAGAGUUUUUUCUAGUGCUGAGGCAUUGGUACAGAGUUUUCGGAAGGUCAAACAACACACCAAGGAAGAACUGAAAUCUCUUCAAGGAAAGGAUGAAGACAAGGAUGAAGAUGAAAAGGAAAAGGCUGCAUGUUCUACUGCUGCUAUGGAAGAAGAUUCAGAAGCAUCUUCCUCCAGGAUAGGGGAUAGCUCACAGGGAGACAACAAUUUACAAAAAUUAGGUCCUGAUGAUGUGUCUGUAGAUAUUGAUGCUGUUAGAAGGGUCUAUACCAGAUUGCUCUCUAAUGAAAAAAUAGAAACUGCCUUUCUUAAUGCACUUGUAUAUUUGUCACCUAAUGUAGAAUGUGACUUAACAUAUCAUAACGUGUACUCCCGCGAUCCUAAUUAUCUGAAUUUGUUCAUUAUUGUAAUGGAGAAUAGGAAUCUGCACAGUCCUGAAUAUCUGGAAAUGGCAUUGCCAUUGUUUUGCAAAGCAAUGAGCAAGCUACCCCUUGCAGCCCAAGGAAAACUAAUUAGACUGUGGUCUAAAUAUAGUGCAGACCAGAUUCGGAGAAUGAUGGAGACAUUUCAGCAACUUAUUACUUACAAAGUCAUAAGCAAUGAAUUUAACAGUCGAAAUCUAGUGAAUGAUGAUGAUGCCAUUGUUGCUGCUUCAAAGUGCUUAAAAAUGGUUUACUAUGCAAAUGUAGUGGGAGGGGAAGUGGAUACAGAUCAUAAUGAAGAAGAUGAUGAAGAGCCCAUCCCGGAGUCCAGUGAAUUGACACUUCAGGAGCUUUUGGGAGAGGAAAGAAGAAACAAGAAAGGUCCUCGAGUGGACCCACUGGAAACUGAACUUGGUGUUAAGACUCUGGACUGUCGAAAACCACUUAUCUCUUUUGAGGAGUUCAUUAAUGAACCACUGAAUGAUGUUCUAGAAAUGGAUAAAGAUUAUACUUUUUUCAAAGUAGAAACAGAGAACAAAUUUUCUUUUAUGACAUGUCCCUUCAUAUUGAAUGCUGUCACAAAAAAUUUGGGAUUAUAUUAUGACAAUAGAAUUCGCAUGUACAGUGAACGAAGAAUCACUGUUCUCUACAGUCUAGUUCAAGGACAGCAGUUGAAUCCGUAUUUGAGGCUCAAAGUCAGACGUGACCAUAUCAUAGAUGAUGCACUUGUCCGGCUAGAAAUGAUUGCUAUGGAAAAUCCCGCAGACUUGAAGAAACAGUUGUAUGUGGAAUUUGAAGGAGAACAAGGAGUUGAUGAGGGUGGUGUUUCCAAAGAAUUUUUUCAGUUGGUUGUGGAGGAAAUCUUCAAUCCAGAUAUUGGUAUGUUCACAUAUGAUGAAUCUACAAAGUUAUUUUGGUUUAAUCCAUCUUCCUUUGAAACUGAGGGUCAGUUUACUCUGAUUGGCAUAGUAUUGGGUCUGGCUAUUUACAAUAAUUGUAUCCUGGAUGUUCAUUUCCCCAUGGUUGUGUACAGGAAGCUAAUGGGAAAAAAAGGAACUUUUCGUGACUUGGGAGACUCCCACCCAGUUUUACAUCAGAGUUUAAAAGACUUACUGGAAUACGAAGGGAAUGUGGAAGACGACAUGAUGAUCACUUUUCAGAUAUCACAGACCGAUCUUUUUGGUAACCCGAUGAUGUAUGAUCUAAAGGAAAAUGGUGAUAAAAUUCCAAUUACAAAUGAAAACAGGAAGGAAUUUGUCAAUCUGUAUUCUGACUACAUUCUCAAUAAAUCAGUAGAAAAACAGUUCAAAGCUUUUCGCAGAGGUUUUCAUAUGGUGACCAAUGAAUCUCCCUUAAAGUAUUUAUUCAGACCAGAAGAAAUUGAAUUGCUUAUAUGUGGAAGCCGGAAUCUAGAUUUCCAGGCACUAGAAGAAACUACAGAAUAUGACGGUGGCUAUACCAGGGACUCUGUUGUGAUUAGGGAGUUCUGGGAAAUUGUUCAUUCAUUUACUGAUGAUCAGAAAAGACUCUUCUUGCAGUUUACAACGGGCACAGACAGAGCACCUGUGGGAGGACUAGGAAAAUUAAAGAUGAUUAUAGCCAAAAAUGGCCCAGACACUGAAAGGUUACCUACAUCUCAUACUUGCUUUAAUGUCCUUUUACUUCCGGAAUAUUCAAGCAAAGAAAAACUUAAAGAGAGAUUGUUGAAGGCCAUCACGUAUGCCAAAGGAUUUGGCAUGCUGUAAAACAAACAAACAAAAAAACAAAAAACAAAACAAAAAAGGAAGAAAAAAAGAAAAAUUUAAAAAUUUAAUAACUAUAACAAGAGGGAUAAAUUUGGUGGUGAUAGUGUCCCAGUACAAAAAGGCUGUAAGAUAGUGAACCACAGUAGUCAUCUGUGUCUGUGCCUCCCUUCUUUAUUGGGGACAUGUGGGCUGGAACAGCAGAUUUCAGCUACAUAUAUGAACAAAUCCUUUAUUAUUAUUAUAAUUAUUUUUUCGCGUGAAAGUGUUACAUAUUCUUUCACUUGUAUGUACAGAGAGGUUUUUCUGAAUAUUUAUUUUAAGGGUUAAAUCACUUUUGCUUGUGUUUAUUACUGCUUGAGGUUGAGCCUUUUUGAGUAUUUAAAAUAUAUAUACCAACAAAACUACUCUCCCAAGGACAACAUUGCCACCAUUUGUAGACCAUGUAACCUUCAAGUAUGUGCUAUUUUUUUUAAAUCCCUGUAUCUAACUCAAAUCAGGAACUUUUUUUUCUGUUUUUUUUUUUUUUUUUAUAAACGGUUUGCUUUUUAAACUUGAAGUCUUGAAAACAGUGCGAUGCAAGUACUGCUGUUCUAGUCCCCAAAGAAUUUUCUGUGCAAAAUCUUGCAAAUCAAUAAAGAUGGAAGGGAGAACUUGAAAUGUUUUAACUGCAGCUCUCAGAACUUUACUUUAGUAACAGCACAACAAAUUAAAAACAACUCAUGCCACAGUAUGUCGUUUUCAUGUGUCCUGCAAUGAACUGUUUCAGUAGCCAAUCCUCCUUCUUAGUAUAUGAAAGGACAGGGAUUUUUUUGUUGUUCUUGUUGUUGUUUUAAGUUUACUGGGGAAAGUGCAUUUGGCCAAAUGAUAUGGUAGUCAAGCCUAUUGCAACAGUUAGGAAGUUUGUUGUUUAUUAUAAAAGCAUGUGAAAGUGCACUUAAAAUAAGCUUUUUAUUAAUUACUUUACCUAGAUUUUAAAUAGACAAUCCAAAGGUCUCCCCUUAUGUUGCCAUCAUCUUGUUUAAUCAACUCUUUCUCAAGGCACAUGCUCAGUGUCGCGGCAUGUUAGAAAGGAUGGCUGCUGUGCCUCGUGUCCCCUAGUCAUACAGUAAGCAGACCUGGAAACGAAUCAAGACUAUUACUCUCAAGGAUAACACUCGGUGUCCCCAAAGGUUAAAUUCGAUUACAAAAAAUGUUAAAGAUUACUUUCAUGUGCCACAGAAAAGUAUAAAUAGGUGAAAAUUACUGGAUAUUUAAAGUAGUAGUUUCCCCUUUCCUAGUCUUCUUUGUCUGUGAUGUUUCUUUUGAUGCAUUAUAAAAUAAAUGAAUUAUGUAUUUUUAACUAAGUAGAGACGUAUUGAUAUAUCAUUUUACUGCAAGCUACAGUUUAAUGUGCUGAGCUUGUUCCUCAGUGUUUUAACUGACACAGAUCAAUCUGAUGAUUUGUUUCAAAUUGGCAGGAAAAAUAUACCUUUCACAUUGUUGAAAGGGAAAAAGGAUGUCUUUCAGGAUUAUCUUCAUUCUUUUAGUAAUUAAGACAGAACUGUUUUGUAGUGUAAUACUGAAUAAAACAGUGGCAUUUUCCACCGUGAUUUAAAAGAAAAAAGACAGUGCUUUUCAUAUUGUGAUAAGGUAACAUGGGGUUUUCCUGGGCUGGCCUUUAGAAUGUUAUUUUGUACACUACCUUGAUGCAAAGGAUCCUCCUUUGAUUAUAAUCACCGUAAAGCGCCUCUCACCCACUGUGCUUCUAAUGCAUUAAGAAAGUGAGAAGAGGAGACUAAAUGCUCUGGGGACAUUUUAUGUAAUAAAUUCAUAAAAAAAACUUGUGCUCUUCACUUCUCAAGUGUUAUUGUCAUUACAUAUUGAAGGUCUAUAAUUGUAAUGUAUGUGUGUUAAGUUUUUAAAUGGCAGUUGAGUACAGGUUAUCAGGUACAGAAUUCACAUCAAACAGAGUUUAAAAAAAUAAAAAACAAACCUAUUAAAAAUAUUUAAGAGAAAAUCUUUGGUUGUACAGACCAGCUGCUCUUGCUUGCUUAGUUAGCAUCAGUCAUUCUGGACAUGUUAUCACCUCCAUUAUCCCUGCCUUUUCCGUCUUUACUUCAGAGUCACAGUAACAAGCAGUGUCUUAAGAAGAGGAAAACAGAAAUGUUAACUAGUAGCUAUGCCCUCUAAUCCAAAUGUUAGGUUAUAAAGGUACUUUUGGCUAGAUAGUCUUUCACAUAAUUUUCAUUUUCUUUGGUUCAAAAUUUCCAGGAAGCUCUCUAGGGAAAAAAAUUGAACCAUGAAUUAAUUUGAUUUCUAGGUAAAGUGUGAGCUUCCUCUUUUACCUUGUAGUAUUACAAAACAUUUCAAACCCAAAAAUUAGCUAUCAGCCAAACUUCUCUGGAGCCCUGUAGCUCUGGCAAACAAGUUGUGUGUUCUAAUAUUGUAUAUUUCCUGGACUGUGGUUGAUUGUGUGAUGCAAUCCAAGUAUGUCUCAGAUACCUCUGCUGGGAGCUACAUAUCAAAAAGAAAUUUGAAAACAAGCCUUCAAACAGAACAAUUGCUGGUGUUAUUCAUUGUCCAUUGGCACAGACAUUGUAUUAAAAAGGACAGAGGACUGUAAUUAGGCAUUAUCUAUCCUUGUUCCCUAAAGACUGUGGUGACAUUUUAAGGUCCUUUUAAGGAUUUUGCUGAAGAGGAAGAAGCCCUCCCAGGAGUAUUCUCUCUGUGGUCUUGGUCCUUACUUAGUUACCUCACUUUUUUUUUUCUGGCCUCCCAUUAGCUCAAGGAUUAUCUGUACUCUUCUCACCUUUUCUUGACUCAGCAAAGAAGCAAAGCUUCCACUCCAACUCUCACCUUGCUUCCUUUUACCCACAAUAUUAGUGUGUAAAGAAUUGCCUUGUGCUGGGGAAGAGCAUGUUUGUAAGUAUAGAGUCCCAGGCCCUUUCUCUCUUUUGUCCAGCUCAGUGGAUUGACAUUGUUAACAGUCACUGCAAGAUUUUGAUUCAGGUACGGGCUGGACUUCUCUGUGCAGGCUGCCAAUCCAGUGCUGUACACUGAAAAUGCAUUGCUCAAGGAUGCUCAUAUGACUUCCUAACUGCCAAAGUCAAGAGCUCUUUUCUUGAAGCCUUCACCACACCCAGAACUGGGCUGCUGCUUCUCUGCCUGUUCUUCCCACCCCGGCUCAUCCAGGUCAUCUUGAAUGGACAGUCCUGUACUUCCACUUAAAGGUCUUACCUGAACAUUUUUAAUCUUAGCCUCGCUUCCAUCCAUUCUUCAUUAUUUUCUUGAAAUUGUCACCUUCACCUGUCACUGAAAUCUCACAUGUCUUGUUAUAAGUUGGCAGUUCUUUUCUCUCAGGUUUUUUCCAUUGUUUGCUCUGAGUAGCUUCCUAAUAUACCUCACUGACUCUGACCACCUGCUUCAUUCUGCUGGAACAUAGUUUUGUUAAUUUUAAUACUCUCUGUAUAAAAUCGUGUUCUUUUCUGAAUAAACCUCCGGGUCUAGCCUUCGAGACCUUGUACAGACACAACUCUGUCUACCUGUCCAUUUUCACUGUUGAUUGCAGGCAUCUCUCCCUGCAUGCCUACAUGACCUCUUCACUUGACAUGCUUCAUUACUUUGUGUUACUCAAAUGCCCUUUAAGAGUAGAGUUGAAAGCUCCUGCCCAGUGAAGACCCUCAAGGCCCAGCGGCUCACACAGCCAUAGUGGCACAGCGCGUGGGGCACUGCUCUUAUUUGAACUGGAAUUCUUACAGGUUAUCUUUGGGUGUUCUUGAUAAGGUCCUUUAUACAAUUUAUUUUGGAGCUUCUCUUUUUUCAGUAACUAUUGCCAGAAAUAGAAACAACUUCAGGGUGGAGAUAGUCUGUUUUUCACUUUGGCACAGUUUUAGUGCUGUCGUUUUCCAGCUUGACAGUAUCAGCACUUAAAUGACCAGAAAUAACCGAGUGUGCAGAAUGUUUCAUGAAACUUUAUUCCCAUUAAACAUUACUUCCUGUCUCCUCCAUUCCUUCUCCCAAAAACUUCUUAUAUUUAACUAUUCGAAUUUUAGUGGUUCAGUAUUUUCUCCCUGAAGAGAUACCUUGUACUCACUAUCAUUUCAGCCUGUGGAAAUGGAGAUCAGUAAGAGGGAUGAAAGGGACUAAGGCCUUGGAAGGAAAAUGUUUUUGUGCAUUAACCUUUCCCACCCUGACCUAGUGUGCUCAGACAACUAGUAGCCUCUACAUUGAUCUUCUCUGUGGCCAUACUCUUUCCCUCCGUCCCGGGGGAAAGGGGACCUGGAAUUUUAAACCAUUCUGCCAUUGCACGGCCACUCACAUUGAUCAAGGAGCAACACUCAGCUGAACACUACUAUGUACUAAACUGCUCACCACAGUGAGUGCUGUUUUCUAUGCAAGUCAUUCAGCUGCUUUGUACAUUUUCUAGGUUGACCUCCUUUAGAUAUCAAAGGGAAUUAGCUUCCAGAGCAGAUCGAGUCCCUUCCAUAUGUGAUCUUGCAUCCUUUCAGAAUAGGUCAUUGUGACUCAAGAGGUGCCUUGCCCAAAAUCACACAGCCAUGCCCAUCUAAAAUCUUGUAUCUUUUGCCAAAAAUCAGUUGCACAGUCAAGAUUGUUAGGCUCAACUGAGUAAGACCUGGCAUAAUACAGUACUUGUCUUCCAGUCCCCAAGAAACUAUAGAAAAUGGAAGGGGCUAUAUCUGUGAAAUAGUACACAGUGGUUGAGGGUGCAGCCUUCGGUCAGACCUGGCCCUGCCAUUCCCUGGGCUUGAUUUAUACCCAAUCCUACCUUAUCACUGCUUGUAACUGCUUGUCAGGACUCAACGAAAUUGAGACGCAGAUACUUGACAAUGUCUUGCAAGACAUCCUGAGAGACUGAGAUGGGUUCUCCCCAAAUUUGCCAGUGAAAUUAGAGAAAGUCUACUGAGGAAUUGGAAAUGUUUGUAAUGAUUUAUUUUGCAAGUGUUGACCUUCCCUCAUCCACCUAAGAAUGGAAGAGGUGUGCUUUCCCUCAUCUUUGUUUGAUUAAGGUAUAAUUCGUACACCAUAAAGGUCACCCUUUUUAAAUUGUAAUAUUUAUGGUUCUUAGUAUAUUCAAAAUUGUGCAUUUGUCCUCAUAAAAUUCCAGAGCAUUUUCAUCAUUGUAAAAAGAAAUCCUGUGCUCAUUAGGAGUGACUGCCUGUUCUUAACUCCCAGCCUCUGGCACCCACUAUCUACUUUCUGCCUAUAGAUUUGCCUAUUUUGGAUGUUUUAUUUCAAUGGAAUCAUACAAUAUGUGGCCUUUUGUGUCCUUCCCUUGCCCCUUUAGAAUAAUGUUUUCAGAGUACAUUCACCUUGUAGCAUGUAUUGGUACUUGGUUUCUUUUUGUGGCUGAAUAAUGACAUUGUAUUGAUGUACUGUACCUUUUAUUUACCCAUUCAGUUAAUGGAUAUGGUGUUGUUUCUGCUUCUUGGCUAUUAGGAAUACUACAACUACGAACAUUUGUGUACAAGUUUUUAUGUGGACAUAAGUUUUCAUUUCUCUUGGUUGUAUCUUCUAAGCAUCUGUCUUAUCCUUUUGGUUCUUACAAAACAGUCUUUGAUCCAUUUUUAUAUGUUGUACACUUUAGGGGUCUGGUUUCAUUCUUUGGUAUAUGGAUAUCCAGUUGUACAAACACGAAUGUUUUUUUAAAAGACUGUUGUUUCCUCAUGAAUGGUCUUGACACAUUUGUCAAAAACAAUAGACCAUAAAUAUAUAAGACUUUAUUUUUGAACUUUUAAUUUUAUUCUAUUGUUCUAUAUGUCUGUCUUUAUGCCAGUACCACACUAUCUUGAUUACUGUAGCUUUGUAGCAAGUUUUGAAUUUAGAAUGUGUGAGUCUUCCAACUUUGUUCUGUUUCCAGAUCGUUUUGUCUGUUCUGGGUCCUUUGUGUCCCACAUGAAUUUUAAAAUCAACUUGUUAAUUUCUGCAAAUAAAUACCUGGGAUUUUGAUAGUGAUUGUGUUGAAUCUAUAGAUCAGUUUGAGGAAUGUUGCUAUUUUAACAGUAUUAAAUUUUUCCAGUCCAUGAACAUGCAGUGUCUGUCCAUUUGUUUAGGCCUUUAGUUUCUUGUAGUGAUGUUUUCUAGAUUUCAGUGUACAAGUCUUGACCUCCUUGGUUAAUUUUUUCCUAAGUAUUUUAAUCUUUUUGAUGCUAUUAAAAACAAAAUUGUUUUCUAAUUUUCAUUUUUGGAUUAUUCAUUGUAAGUGUCCAGAAAUACAAUUGAUUUUUGUUUAUUGACCUUGUAUACUGUUGCUAUUCUGAACUCAUUUUAUUAGACCUAUUUUUUUGUUCCUUAGUAUUUUCUGUUUACAGGGUCAUGCAUCUGUGAAUAGAAAAACUUUCGACUUUUUUUCCAAUCUAGAUUCUUUUUUAUUUCAUUUUCUUGCCUAAGUGCCCUGGCUAACACCUUCAGUACAAUAUUGAAUAUAAGUGGCAAGAGUGGACAUCUUUUCCUUGUUCCUGAUUUUAGGGGGAAAGCAUUCAGUCUUUCACCAUUAAGUAUGAUGUUAGCUAUGGGUUUUUCAUAGAUGCUUCAAGUUGAGGAAAUUCCCAUCUAUUUCUAGUUUGUUGAAUGUUUUUAUCUUUUGGACUUUGUCAAAUGCUUCUUCUGUAUCUAUUAAGGUUGUCAUAUAGUUUUUGUCCUUUAUUCUAUUGAUACGUUGUAUUACAUUGAUGGAUUUUUUUUUUUAAUUUUUAUUUUUUUGUAUAUUGAAUCAACCUUGCAUUCCUGGAAUAAUCCCCCUUGUCUGUGCUACAUAAACCAUUUUCUAUGCUGCUGGA
Chinchilla lanigera (long-tailed chinchilla) is the source of this 9795-nucleotide messenger RNA. It is a transcript of the gene Ube3a, whose product is annotated as ubiquitin protein ligase E3A. Gene Ontology annotation, molecular function: ubiquitin protein ligase activity. Lineage: Eukaryota; Metazoa; Chordata; Mammalia; Rodentia; Chinchillidae. The transcript is spliced from 14 exons. The record is from RefSeq and is a predicted model, not a curated record. Bases 407 to 3019 code for a protein of 870 amino acids. Gene Ontology annotation, biological process: ubiquitin-dependent protein catabolic process; protein polyubiquitination.